UAUGUGCUAUAUGUCAUGUAAACAUGCACGGGAGUGGUGAUUUUUAAAUGAAUCUUAUUCGAUAAAUAGGAUCUUUGAUUUUGUAUUAGCAAAACGUUUUCCUUAUAGGAAUCAACUUAAGUUGUUUAACACUAAGUAACUCAGGAGGAAUUCGUUCUAUUAAGUCUGAUAUAAUGGCUGAAAUUACGAACAGUGAAAAGGUUAUAGAGUUCUCAUCUCUAGGCUCAGAAGAUCAAGAACUGGUGAAGGCGAGUGUGAAAGCUCGGGAGUUUGCUUACUGCCCGUACAGCCAGUUCAAGGUUGGGGCUGCUGUAAGGGUGCAGGAGGGAAGUAUCUUUACGGGAUGCAACAUAGAGAACGCAGCCUAUCCAGACAGCUUGUGUGCAGAGCGAACAGCUUUGGCUAAGGCCGUGAGUGAAGGCAACACAAACUUCUCCGCCGUGGCAGUUUCUGGCCUUUUGGAACCUGAUCAAAAGUUUGUCUUCCCUUGCGGUUCUUGUAGACAAUUCAUCUCAGAAUUUUCAAGGGACAGAGAUGUUACGAUUUAUAUAGUUAAGCCCGACCUAAAAAAUGUAUUGGUGACUUCAGUCAAGCAAUUGUUGCCACAUAGCUUUCAUUUUUGAAAAAGAAAUGAAUUUUAAAUUGCAAAUUGAUAUGGUAGUAGUUAGAAAGUUCAGUAAGCUAAAAAGUAAUUCUUUGAGUUACCUUCAUAAAGCUAAUGCUGGUAAGGUGGUUAUUCAAUUUGGAUCUUAGGCGGGCAUCUAGUUAUUCAAAUUCAUGUAUAGGACUAACUUAAGUUUAUAAUGUGAUAAUUAUAAUUUUAUCCUUAAUCAGAGGUGCUGGUAAUAUAUUUAUUCAUUAUUUAAAUGGGUACCGGUGGCAUAUAUUUAAAAACUACACUGCUAUAAGAUGCGUUUACAGCUCUGGAACGAGGUGUGUAGAGACAGACGAGGAAAAAUUAGGUUCUGUUGUAUGUUUCACCCUUUUACCUAUUUAUGCUGGGACAGUGGAGUGGGCUAAGCUCAACGAACAUUUGUUUUAAAAUAAAAUUGAGUAUUGUUGAAUUGAGCCAUUAACAGAGUGUAGGCCUACUAGUGCAAAUUAACUAAUUUCUAUAAAAUACGCCAGCAUUUUAACAAAGCCAAAUUGAAAGUACACACUAUUUUAAGCUGUAAGCACAUAGCAUGUUUUAUGACACACCAAUUAAUUAUCACUGUAAAAAAACGAUAGAAAAAAUUAUUUUUUUACUGUGGAACAAUUUGUGAGUGGCUAAACUAUAAACAAUAGACAAUUCCCCUGUAUUUUUGGUUUCUUAAAGAAAUGCAAUUUGGUGUCCCUGCAGUCUUUUUUCAUUUAAAAAUUGUUAAUCAUUUAUUAUGAAUGAGAUUGUAAACAAUAGACAAAACAGUUUAUGAAAAUGUAUUUUAAAUAGGCUAGCCUACUUAUUUAUAACUCUAAAUUAUCUAAUUUAGGUAGGUAAAUCGCUCUUUAUGGCCUAGUCUAGAUUUAAAGCAACAAAUUUAAUUUAUUGUAAAUUCACAGUUUUAUUCACCAAACAACUGUUUCAAACAUAAGUAAAAGGGUAGUAUUGCAUUUAAUUCGUUUUGUCUCAGAAAUAAGUUUUGAAAUCUAUUAAAUUGUGCAAUCUGCGACAGGUCCCCUCGUAUUACUUAUUUUAAGGAUCAUAUGCAAAAAAUCCUUUGUGAAAUAGAUAAAUGAAAAUCGUAUCCACUUUAAAAAAGCUCUUCUUUCAAAUUUUUUGCUUGACAUACAUUCUGUUAAACUUAUUUUUAAGUGAUAUGACUAAGAAAUGUUAACUACCUAGGCCUAUUUACAUUUCAAUGAUGUACUAGACUUUUCACGAUGAUGACAAUGUAAAAGCAAUUACUCCUGUAAGCUUAAGCCAAUUGUGUUCAAACUUAAAUAUAUUUUGAUAAAUAUAUUUUUUUAAACAUAUAAACAAAAAUGAAAAAAAAAUCUUUUGAAAAAAAAACUGUCUUUUAAAAAUUAAAUUGGUGCAGAUCAUCUAAGGCUGCACAUGUGUGAUAUUUUUGCUUCUAGUCAGUUAUUCUUUAAUGGUUUAUCAACAAAUUGGAUGAACAAUGAUUUGUAAAUAUUAUUAUUUAUUACUGGACUCUAAAUUCCAUUCCACAAUGAAUGUUGUACUUGUAUUUCAAUUUGUUUGCAAUCAAUAAAUAAAGAAGGAAUAUUUUUUAUAAAA
Messenger RNA from Macrosteles quadrilineatus (aster leafhopper), 2221 nucleotides. Its product is annotated as cytidine deaminase-like. The record is from RefSeq and is a predicted model, not a curated record. Bases 174 to 623 code for a protein of 149 amino acids. Gene Ontology annotation, molecular function: zinc ion binding; cytidine deaminase activity. The transcript is spliced from 2 exons. Gene Ontology annotation, cellular component: cytosol. Lineage: Eukaryota; Metazoa; Arthropoda; Insecta; Hemiptera; Cicadellidae.